Marchantia polymorpha subsp. ruderalis is the source of this 3582-nucleotide messenger RNA. The record is from the annotation of a GenBank genome assembly. NCBI's taxonomy places the organism in Eukaryota, Viridiplantae, Streptophyta, Marchantiopsida, Marchantiales, Marchantiaceae.
CUGGAGGAUUAGGGUAAGAGAGAAAACCAGGUCUCAUCAGGUAUCGAGUAAAUUAAUAUGAACAAGGACGGUGGCAGAAGUCACUCUUUGUAUAAUGACUCGUCGUGUAGGGGGGCAGGAUUAGCACCGACUGUGGGCCGGACGGAUGAAUGAUUGUUCGAUUCACGACGGUUAAGACCAACAGCCCGUUAAACUGGAGGAGGGUCGCUAUGUCAGCCCCUCUAACAUCUCGUGGAGCUGCAAUCAGCACUGGCCGAGGUGAUAUGUGAAGGUGAGAGAGAGAGAGAUAGAGAGAGAGGAAUCCCCGAGCGUCCUUUACUGCCCGCAGUAAAGCCCUGAGGUUCAGGGGCCGUUGCAGAGAGUGACUGCAGUGAAGUACAGAGAUGAGCAGUCCAGAGCAGAGCAGUGAAGUGAAGUGAAGAGCAGUGCAGGGAGGGCAGGGCAGGGCAGGGCAGAGGUGCUAGGAGUGCUACAGCAUUCCAAACUGCAAAGAUCUAUCACAACAACAAUCCCAUCCCAUCCCAUCGCAUCCCGUUGUUUGUUUGUUUGAUUGAUUGUUUGGUUGCUUGCUUGCUUGCUUUUGCGCUUUUAUAAAUCUGAUUGCUGUUGCUGCUGUUGCAGCUGCUGGUUGCCUGGGGCUGCUGUUGCUGCUGCUGCUGCUGCUGGGGGUGGUCAUGGUGAUCGAGAGUCGAGCCGCGGGAGCCAAUGGCGCCCCACUCUACUCGAGCGCCAGCAAAAGAACCCCUACGACAGCUCCGAGAGGAGCCUAGCCGACGAGUAGCAGUCCCCCAACACCCGACUGCGAACGCGAGAGCUUUUAUUUUAAAGGCCAGGACAAAAUUCGCUAUGAUGCAAGUGAUGCACGAAAUCUAGCGGCGAACAAAGCUACGAGGCGCAGUCAGGAGCUAAUGAUGGAAUGCGCUUGCUUUUGCCUCAGCUGCCUAGUAGUCCAAACUAUGAACUUUCUGUAAGAUGUGAUGAGAACUCGACGAUGUUGUUGGUUAUGUCGUUGUUGUUGUUGGUGCUGCUGCUGCUGUACCCAGAGCCAGCUUCUGGCCGCGGACGGAGGAGAGAGCGGGAGUGCGCAGCGACGGGACUUGGCCAAUUGUGUUGUUGCGAGCGGGGGAGGACCACCGAAGGGAGGGGCUCGCGAGGGCAGAUUCUCCGCAACCACUUUCGAUGAGGCACGUGGGAACCGAGAGUCUGUGCCCAGCGCAAGCCGCGGGGUCGGCACACAUGUACGCUCCAUAGGCUCGUUGCGUUUCCGAGGACAAACAAAAGAAUACAUGUCGAUGCGCCCGUUUGUCGCUUGCGCAGGGGAUAAACCCUCCCGCACCUUGACAGAUCGGGCAAGGAAUGAAAAAAAGCCAAGCGCCUCGAGCUCGAGCCCCUGCCACUGCGCUCUCGCCCAAUCCCUGCCUCUUUGCUCCUCCCUCCUCUUUGAACCUUUGGGCCCCCGGGGGCCCCACUCGCCCUGCUUUUCCCACGCAUGAAGACCUGGAUUCUCUCCGCCCCCUCUCCUGUUCACUUCCACAGGCAGCCCCCCUCUUUCCCCUUUGCUCCUCCCAGUCCUUCCCUUCUCUUCCCCUUCCCCUUCCCCUCCCCCCAGAGAGAAACAGCGAGAGACCGUGGCAGACGGGGGGCUAGAGGGGGGCCUGUGAUUGGGCUUGGGGCAAAUUGACCCAACCCCUUGCUUCCUGAGGCUUCCUCCGUUACAACGAGUCAGGGCUUGCCCCCUCGUUCCGGGGCCAACCUCGCGGUCGCAGACCCGGAUUCAUUAUUAUCCAUCCACCUAUUUAUCUGUUGAUCCCAUCCAGCCCCGUCCCCACUCCGCCGUUCCCGUGCCCGUGCCCCUCGAAUUGGGGCUGGGGAUGCAUGGGGGUUAAUGAGCGAGCGGGGCUGUGGUGGGGGGUGCGUUGGGCUUACCCCAUUGGGUGGCUUUAUGGAGUGGGGGCUUCCGUCCCCACCCGGCAAGCACCAUGUCCUCCUUUUUUUAGUUUGUUUCGUGAAUGAGAACAAAUGUGCGGUGAUGAUGUUUACUGAAGGAAGUGGGGGCGGGGGUUUGGAGAUUUUUUGGGGGCAGGGGAGAGGCUCGAUGGGCAUCUAGCCCGCCCCACCUGAUUUCGAUCGAGCAGCAACAAGGGGUCCUUUCAGUAGGCCCAAAAGGCCACUACUAGCACCUCCACCACCACUAGUACUACCACUACUCCCUCCUGCUGCUGCUGCCGCUGGUGCUGCUGCUCUCCCCUCCCCCGUCGCCUGCACCUGCUUGCUUCUCGACUGCUGUGGUCCUGCGUUCGGAUCCGCACAGGGCCACAGCACUCGCUCACCACAUGUGGACCUGGCCCGGGAAGCAGCAGAGUUGGGCCAAUGUGUGUACUUGCUUGCUUGCAUGCUGCUCUCUUUCGUUGCCUGUUUGCCUGUUGCCUUUCUUUCUUUCUUUCUUUCUUACUCCCAUCUUUCAUCCGCCUGUCGCCGAUUACAUUCUUCUUUUCACGGCUCGCGAGAUAAUUUCUGUCCCUGUUUGUCCUUUCUUCCCUUCUUUACGCUCGGAUUUAACUUCCAUCGAGCCGCAGUAGCCGCUGCUGUUGCCGGUGCUGCUCCAUCAUCAUGACGAACAGCCUUCCGUUCGCUCCUGCUGUAUGUAUUUCCAUCGCUCUCUUGGCUCGAGAACAUUCAUUCGAGCAGGGAGGCAGCAGCAGCAGCAGCGCCUACAGGGACGCUGCCCCCUCCCGCAGGAUCAAUCAAUGAAUGUCGAAAUAUCCCGGAGUGGUACAAUCGCUUUCAAACGAGGGAGGCGCUAGUUUACUCCUAACGACUUAUUAUUUCUCGUGGAGUGUAUGGACAUUCUUGGGUAGAACACGGGGUUUUCUUUGCAGAACUGCGGCUCUCUGCCAGAGCUGACGCCAUGGUGCUUGUUGCACUCCUUCAAUAUGUGCACACCCGUUCGUUCAGGAUGGCUCGUCAUUAUGAGGCUGCUGACCUGACCACAUUCUGAAAAGGCUCGCCCCUCCCCUUCCUUUCUGCAUUAUUCGAUUGGAGGCAGAGACAAAACGAGCUUUUCUUCAGAGACAUAUAUAUCAUCCACUCGAGCACUCGCUCCAGGAAAGCGAUCCUCGGGCAGCUACAAUCCCGGGCCUGGCAGUUGCCCUUACACCGUCCAGACUAUGUUUAGUAACUCUGAGUUUGAAUUCUGGUGCGUCUCGGGUUGCAGACAGAUUGCAUUGGAUUCUCCCCCCACGCAAGAGAUCCAUCCUGUCUCAGCUUCCGCAACUUGCUUGGAGCUACGCUCCGGCAGCCAGCCUACCCCAAUCCCCCCUCCUUCAAUCUGCGUCAUACACACAAACUUGAUCCGCCUUGCAGAUCCUCACCAACCAAUCAUCUGCUUUUUGUCCCGUAACCUUGGAGAGCAGACACAUCAGAGACAUGACCAAGUUUGCGAAUCAAUCAGGCGGUUCAAGCUGGCUUCCUGUAUACUAACGCCAGCUUAUUUAAUGAGCUCACUCUGGCAUCUCCGCGGCCUUCAGGACACGUGCAUCAGGAAACACAUGUUGAUCAACAUUCACAGACCAAACACAUCAG